Molecule: messenger RNA, 1827 nt
Organism: Fusarium musae
Lineage: Eukaryota; Fungi; Ascomycota; Sordariomycetes; Hypocreales; Nectriaceae
Exons: 5
Coding region: 1-1827 (608 amino acids)
Biological process (GO): transmembrane transport
Cellular component (GO): membrane
Molecular function (GO): dipeptide transmembrane transporter activity
Source: RefSeq, a predicted model, not a curated record
AUGGCGCCUGCAGGAGACAGUCUCGCUGAGCCCAUAACGGUGGCCGGUCUCCGAGCUGAAGUCCUUGACGAGAAACGAGCUUCUAUCUCUGCCGAGAAGAGAGCCUCUAUCGCCACCGACCCUCGUCCAGCCACUGCAGAUGCGGGAGCUGUUGGCCCCGCUGGUGGUGUCACACCAGAUGGUCAGUUCCCAACUGCUGAGGAACUAGACACUUUGCGCCGAGUCCCGAACAAGAUUCCCAUAAAGCUGUUCAGUAUCGCAUUUAUUGAGUUGUGCGAGCGCUUCUCUUACUAUGGUUCGACAGUUGUUUUCACCAACUUCAUUCAGCAGAAGCUCCCCGAAGGCUCGACCACGGGUGCUGACCCUGAACAGCCUGGCGCUCUCGGUAUGGGUCAGCGCGCCUCGACCGGAAUUACCACGUUCAACCAGUUCUGGCAAUACUUUAUGCCCCUUCUCGGUGCCUAUAUUGCUGACCAGUACUGGGGCCGUUAUAAGACCAUUAGCUGGGCACUCGGAAUCGACAUUAUUGGCCACCUCAUCUUAAUCAUAUCCGCAAUCCCCCCUGUGAUCGAUAACCAAGGUGGUGCCCUUGGUGCCAUGAUCGUUGCUAUCAUAGUUAUCGGUUUUGGUACUGGCGGUUUCAAACCUAACGUCAAUCCUCUUAUUGUUGAGCAGCUCGGUGAGCAAUAUAUGCAUGUCAAGACUCUCAAAUCGGGCGAACGCGUUGUCGUCGACCCGGCUGUGACCAUCGAACGGGUUUACAUGUUCGGACAGGUUACUAUGGUCUUCGCCGAGAAAUAUGUCGGAUUUUGGUUGUCUUAUACGCUCCCAACCUUCAUGCUCUGUUUGUGUCCGCUCGUGAUGUGGUUAAAUCGCCACAAUUAUGAGCGGCGCCCCCCUGCAGGAUCUGUUCUUGCACCCGCUCUGAAGACUUGGUUUCUGGCCCAGGAGGGUUGCUGGAGCAUCAAUCCGUUUGCAACCUGGAAGAACCUUCACCGAGAUGACUUUUGGGAGAGAGUUAAGCCAUCAAACUUCAGCCAUGAAAACCGUCCCAAGUGGAUGACUUUUGACGACGCCUGGGUCGAUGAGCUCAGCCGAGGUUUCAAUGCAUGUGCUGUCUUCUGCUGGUACCCUAUUUUCUGGCUCUGCUAUAAUCAGAUCAACAAUAACCUCAUCUCUCAGGCGGCCGUCAUGGAACGUCAUGGCGUUCCCAAUGAUAUUCUUUCGAAUCUCAAUCCUUUCGCUCUUUUGAUCUUCAUCCCGCUUAAUGAUUUCUUCAUUUACCCUGCCCUCAGAAAGGCUGGUAUUCGCUUUACUCCCAUCAAGAAGAUCACAGCUGGCUUCUUCACUGGAGCUGCUGCUAUGAUCUGGGCUGCAGUUGUCCAGCACUACAUCUACCAGAAGUCCGAGUGCGGUAAGUAUGCUUCUGGCGAAGAUUGCACAGCCGUGGAAAUCAAUGUUUGGGCUCAAACCGGUAGUUAUGUUCUCAUUGCUCUCUCUGAGGUGUUUGCAUCUAUCACUUCUCUUGAGUAUGCUUUCUCAAAGGCUCCCAAGAACAUGCGGUCCAUGGUCCAGGCCGUGGCUCUUUUCAUGACAGCUUUCUCUGCUGCCCUCGGACAAGCUCUCGUUGGUCUUGCGGCCGAUCCUCUUCUUGUUUGGAACUACGGUGUCGUCGCAAUCCUCGCCGUCAUUGCAGGAACUUGCUUCUGGCUACAAUUCCGAAGCCUUGAUAUUCACGAAGAUGAUCUCAAUGCUCUCCCUGAGGGCCAUGCUGGUGCCACUGCUGAUGAGGAGGCUCCGUUGGGGAGCAAGCGAGUUGAUGAGUAA